AUGCGGAUGCCUGCAGCUCCUUUGGCAGCCACUGUUGAAGUCGCAUCGUUGGACACCACAUCGUCGCUGGAGGACGAGCUCAACAACGCGGCGGACCUGGCACAGGAGCAGCAGCAGCAGCAGCAGCAAACAGAGCAGCAACAGCAGCCGCAGCAGCAACAGCAACAGCAGCAGCUGGAGGGCAUGCGCCUGCGCAUCGGCGCGUGCUGCCUGCCACACCCAGACAAGCACCACUACGGCGGCGAGGACGCGUUCUUCGUCAGCGCUGCCGGCGGCGGCGCGCUCGGCGUCGCCGACGGCGUCGGCGGCUGGGCCGAGAGCGGCAUCAACCCCGCGCAGUACUCGCGCACGCUGAUGCGCGUCGCGUGUGCCUACAUAGAGGGUGCCGAGGGCGAGGAGCUCGCGCGCGCCGCGGCGGACGGCGCGACGGCGACGGGCGCGGACAACUCGCUCGGCAUGUCGGGCGGCUUCGGGGGCGCCGCCGCGGACGGCCCCGGGUAUGCAUAUGCGUUCGGCGAGGCCGUCGUCGCGGCGGGCGGCGUCAGCGGCACGGCCCGGAGGUUUGUGGACCCGCGCGCGGCGCUGGACGCGGCGCACAGGCGCACGCGGUGCGCGGGGUCGGCCACCGCGGUGGUGCUGCAGCUCGACGGCGCCAAGCGCCGGCUGGUCGCGGCCAACCUGGGCGACAGUGGCUUCUUGGUGGCGCGCGGCGGCGCCAUCAUUACGCGGUCGCGCCCGCUGCAGCAUUUCUUCGACUGCCCGUUGCAACUGGGCGCCUACCCCGAGUUCGUGGACUGCACCGACACGGCUGCCCAGGCCGAGGUGUAUGAGGUGCCCCUCCAGGCCGGUGACGUCAUCGUUGCGGGCAGCGACGGCCUGUGGGACAAUGCCUACGAACACGAAAUCCUGGGGCAGCUGCCCACCAGCGCCGACGGCGCCCAGUCGGCGGCAGAGGCCAUCGCCGCCCUGGCGCGCGUGCACGCGAGCGACCCCGAGUUCGCGUCGCCCUACACCCGCGAGGCGCGGCAGCAGGGCUACGACCUGUCCUGGCUGGACAAGCUCAAGGGCAUCCAGUUCAAGGACGGCAAGCUGGAGCUCGCCACCUUGAGGGGAGGGAAACAAGAUGACAUCACGGUUUUGGUCUCGGUUGUCGAGGACCCCCCUGCUUGGGCGUGA
Molecule: messenger RNA, 1176 nt
Organism: Monoraphidium neglectum
Lineage: Eukaryota; Viridiplantae; Chlorophyta; Chlorophyceae; Sphaeropleales; Selenastraceae
Product: putative PTC7 protein phosphatase
Exons: 7
Coding region: 1-1176 (391 amino acids)
Source: RefSeq, a predicted model, not a curated record